GGAGAAGGGGGAGUGUUGAGAGCAGUCGGCGGAGGCAGAGAGACAGACAGAGUGAGAGAGAGAAAGGCUCGGAUCUCUGGUGGCUCCGGAUCGCUGAAAUUGAUCAGGGAGACAGGAAACCAAGCGGAGUGAAAUUGACGAGACCACCUCCAUCCAGAGAAUAAGGAGAGAGGAGGCUCCUCCCCACCAACCUUCAGUGUUCAGCUGGGAUCCUGCAGCAGAACUGCCCCCGCUCUCCAUCCUCUGUGUGUGACACCAUGGGCAAGCUCCCAGCGCUGUGCUUGUGCCUGCUCAUUCCCAGUCUGUGCCACAUUGUAGCGACCUACCACACAUCGCGACAGACUCAAGAUCUGGCAACGUUAACAGAUCUCGAAGGAUCAGGCUCAGAUGAUGACGAUGAAAGUGUUUACUCUGGUUCUGGAGGGUCAGGAUACUUUGAGUUUGACUCUGAGCUGCGGUUUACCACCAGUAUGGCCCGGCCAGUUACCUCUCCGCCCUCCACCACUUCCUUCGGCUCACUCCAGCCGAUUGCCUUCACCUUCCAGAGUACUGCCCUGGCAGGCGGCAGCGCGGCCAGUUCACCCACACCCUCUGCCUCCGCUCUCACCGUGGCAGCGGGCACGACAAUAGCGCCAGUCCCCAUCACGAUGCCAGCCGCUGCCUCCACCACAACCAUCCUGACAACGACCACAAGCACCACGACAAGCGCCAGUACCAGCACCGUCGCCAUGCCGACUGCCCACACCAUUGCCAUUGUGCCACUCGCUACUGCAGCAGCAACCACAGUGCGGCCAAUCACGAGGAGUGCCACCAGAGUCAGUGAUGUGGCCAGACCAGCGUCGACAGCAGAUCCACACACAAGCCGGGCCUCAUUGGCAAGCUUCACAGAGAGCACUUGGAAAACCCUCUCUCAUGUCCCUUACAUCACAGAGCACACACAGAAAGAUGACUCCAGUGAAAUAAUCAAAGGGACAACUGUCAACAACGAAGUGGAAUCUCUUGCUGCAGGAGGUCCGAGUGGAGACUUUGAAAUCACUGAGGAAGGGGAAGUGAUAAAUCCAGAGGCAAAUAAUGAAGUAUUUGCUGUCGUCACACAACCAAUCGGGAGGGGUACUGGGAUGAACGGCCUCCCCGAUAUGAUAGACAAUGCAAUCGAUUCGGGGAGCUCAUCUUCAGCUGCACAAUUACCCCAGAAAAACAUACUGGAGAGGAAAGAAGUUUUAGUAGCGGUGGUCGUUGGGGGGGUGGUCGGAGCACUCUUUGCUGCCUUCCUGGUCAUGCUAUUGAUCUAUCGAAUGAAGAAAAAGGACGAGGGAAGCUACACAUUGGAAGAGCCGAAGCAGGCGAGCAUAGCUUACCAAAAACCUGAGAAACAGGAGGAGUUCUAUGCAUAAACAAAUCAAGAGUGCCUCUCAUUGCCUGGACUGUCAACAGAUUGUUUCCGAAAUAAAAACAAAAAGAGUAAAUGAUCCCAAAUAAUGUCACUCGAGUAAAAUUCUGCUGGGCAGCAGUCAUGUUUUAAUGCUGGUAUUUUCUCACGUGUGUUGUUGAAUUUCCUGUCGUUGUCCAAGCCAAGCCUUCUAAAGGAGUCUGUACUAAUGGGCUAUAAAAUGCAAAGCACAACUGCUUAUAGACAACUGCCACACAUCAUUAGAAUUUAUGUAUAGUGCAGAGCAUUGGAAAUAGUCCCAGUGGUUGAGAGGUGCUGAAGGCUCAUAUAAUUAAGAGAAAAUAGCUUUUUUUGAAAAAGUCAGUUUUGCUCAUUUAAAAUGGUCAUGUUUUGUAUCUGAUUUAAACAGUAGUGCAGUGUCAAAAGUUGUUCUCAAACCUUCAGAAAUUCUGUGAGCAAUAUCUUGGUACCAUGUUAUCAGUUGUUUUCUGUUCUUGAAUACAUGUAAUAUAUAUAUAUAUAAUAUACACACGUGAAAGUGCUUGACUGCCCUCUGAAAAUAGACAAUCAAUAUCUGAUGUCUAUACAGUUACUGUACUGAAAUUGUAUGAAAGCUAAAUGAAAGAGUAUUAAAUUCUGAUAACGUAGCUGAGGUUUGAAGGUCACGAAAUAUAUCCUUAAAUUAAUGUUGCUGAAUUUUUGAUACAUUUGUGUCAGACUAAAUAAAAAAAAGACUUGUUUUGAAAAACGUUUUCCUAUCAUUAACGCCUUGUUCCCUGUGAUUCAGCCAAGGAUUGGGAGAAUUUGAUUUGAGGGAUGGAAUUAUGAUCACAAUCAACAACAAAAAAAAGCAAAAAAAUCCACCCUGCAAAAUUAUGCCUGUGUCUGGAGCACAAGCUCUGAAUGCGUCACAUUCUGCAAUUACAGUAGCCACCUUUGGAAUGAAUUGCAUCCAACCCUUGGGAAGAAAACACUGAGAAAAGAUGUGAGUGAGCGGCGGGAGUCUUCUCCCCAUUCCACUUCUGUUAUUCUACAACCCAUCUCUGGUUGCUCUUCUCAAUUGCCAGAAUCCCUUUUCUCUUUCUCUCUCUCAUACUCCUUUCUUUUCCCUUUCUUUCCUUCUUUCUCUUCUCUCUCCACCUUCUCACCUCUUUCAUUCUCCCCCUUAAAACAAAAGCGAGGGAACAGUAUCAUUAGAUAGUACUCUUCUACUCUAUGUGUCUUGACAAUUUCCAGUGCCAAAAUAUUAAUAGGUUCUUUGUUCUUGCUGUAAACGUUGGGAUUGCCUCAUCUCACAAAUAAUGACUUCUCCUGUAUCCUACUUAAUAAGAGGAAGUAGUGUUGAAGACUCCAACACAAAUGAAUCAGAAGGAAGUUGAACACACAAGACUUGGGGAACUGUAGGAACAAUUUGAUGUAUCUAUGAGAAAAUUGGGUGAGACAAUGUGACAAACCCGCUGAGAGUAAAUGUUAAUCUUUUGCCAUCUGAAUGUCUUUGUUUCUUGAAGUAUGUCAAAUAUCAAAGAUAAAAACAACAAAAAGGUCAAAGUUCAUUAGCCACAAUGGCUCAUGAAAUGUAGCAUGAUCAGUAAAGUUUAUUCAGUCGGAUUUGGAGUGCAUUAAAGACUUGUUGAAUUGACAUAUUGUCUGGGGAGGUAUGAUGCAGAUAGAGAAAUCUAAUGCGAUCAAUGCAUUGAGAAAUUUACAUCUGGACCAUUGAGAUUGUCGCCAGGAUACAUCUGGUUUUGGAGCAUAGGAGAGAUUUCAACAUCAGAAAUGUGAAAUGAACACAAAAGCAAAAUGUGCAGUUUGACGGUCAACGUGUGGAAUGAGCAAGGUCAAGACAACACAUUGGUUGAAGACUUCAACCAGUUUUUGAAAAUUCAAUCUGCCUUUGGCCUGCAGAAUAUUGAAUGAGCUGCAUCUGUUUGGUUUAAUAUCCAGUGUUAAUGGUUUCUCCUUUUAUCCCUGGGGAAAUCGCUGAAGAUGUGACUGAUAAUCUCAGAAAACCCAAACAAUUGUCGCCUUCCUUGUUACAAUCUUUCUUGACAGUAAUGUUGCUGGAAUUAACUUUUGGUUGAAGCUAUGGUGGCUCUACCUACCCAACACCAAUAUCAGGACAAUAUGAACACAGUGUCCAAGGAUCUCCUUUGAGUUUAAACUAAAGACCCUUGUGACUUUUAAUUUGGCUUAAAUAGUGUGAACGUUGGUAUCAACCAAGUGGUAGUUACAAGUGAUAAAGAAAACCACUUUAAUACACUUUGUCAGCUUUUCCGUUAUAAAUCUUAUGUUUCAAAUUUGUAAUGUAAACUUGUCGGAUUGUAAUUGUGUUUUUCGCCAGUGGAAGCACAACAGUGCCAUCACUGGCAGAAUUGUGUAAUCAAAACAGAGUAAAGAUUACAGUGACACUUUCCAUAA
Molecule: messenger RNA, 3808 nt
Organism: Rhincodon typus (whale shark)
Lineage: Eukaryota; Metazoa; Chordata; Chondrichthyes; Orectolobiformes; Rhincodontidae
Product: syndecan-3-like
Exons: 5
Coding region: 258-1394 (378 amino acids)
Biological process (GO): cell migration
Cellular component (GO): membrane; cell surface
Source: RefSeq, a predicted model, not a curated record